GGGGUGGUAGCGUGUAAAUCGGAGAUCUGCUUGGGGAUUAGAAAGCUUGACGCCGGCGCCUCGGCUCACUAGACUAAUCCUCCGCCUUGCGGUGCCGGCACACCGGGUUCCAGUUGCCCCUCUUCCAGGCCAGCUCUCUGCUGUGGCCCGGGAGUGCAGUGGAGGAUGGCCCAAGUGCUUGGGCCCUGCACCCCAUGGGAGACCAGGAUAAGUACCUGGCUCCUGCCAUCGGAUCAGUGCGGUGCGCCGGCCGCGGCGGCCAUUGGAGGGUGAACCAAAGGAAGACCUUUCUCUCUGUCUCUCUCACUGUCCACUCUGCCUGUCAAAAAAAAAAAAAAAAAAAAGCUUGACUUCAGGGUACAUAGAUGGGGCAAAAGUGGCUGUGCCAGGAAUCCUGAGUUUGGUGGGUGGUCUCUAAUGGGGUAUAGGGGCUCAGGUGCGUCACAUCCGGGGAAGCUGCGGGAGCGUGAACCCUGUAGUGAUGGUGGAAAUCAAUCGUAGAGCCUGGCAGGAAUCGGUGGCAAUCUGCCGUUUAGGCGUGGCGCCGGGUCACUUCAGUCUCAGAUGAAUGACACUUGCCAUUGUUAAUCGUCGUGAAAGUUACUCAUGUCUUUCCAGAAAAACAAACGUGAAAGCAGUAUGAUUUUGACAAAAACAAAGCGAGGUUAUGAAAGAAGGUUCUUACGCAUUUCUGAUAGAAAUGAUAGCAAAAGACUGCCAGAACUGCAGUAUUACGCAGAGAUUGCCAAUAAUUCGAUACAAAACGCUUCAAGGACUCUGGCCCAGCAUCUGUCUGCUUAACCAACUCAUGCCAUUCUGGUUAUGAAUCUUUGCGGCUGUAGAUUAUUUUUCACAAUAUUUGAUGUACUCCCCAUUUUGCCCUUAAAAGCAUUUUCUACGCUCACCAUCGUUGAGUCCACCUAUAACUUACUGUGGCAUAUGAGUUCCAUUUGCAAUGCUCUAUCAUCAUUCUUUGGAGAAUCCCUCUCUGGUUUUUGUUAUUUAGUCUGACACAUACGUACACAAAUUUUGUAGUUUGGAGGCAGGAUUUAUGGUAACUUUUCCUGAAACUCAUCCAUGAACCCCUUUGUCUAUCAGCUAGAGAUUAAGAACCCUCUCGUUAAAAACAGAAAUCUGUGCUGUCUCCACUUCCUCCCCACUGGAAUUCAAGUAACUUCAUCUUUGACCCCACUCGGACAACGAAACUGUCUUACUAAAGCUUUGUGACUCCCAUCUUGCCAUCUUGUUCUUAUUAUCUUAUUAUAUCUUAUUAUUAUAGCUUAUUAUUGUGCUACUACCAAUGACUGUUACCUUCCUCAAAAAUCCUUUAUGGUAGCAUCCUCCAAUCUCUUGGUUUUUCUUUUGUUUUGUUUUUUUCUCAGUCACUUUUAUUAAGUCAUGUAUUUGUUGGACUGAUUCACCUCUGAAUAGUGGUAUUCCAUAGGGAUCACUCAGCUCUAUCUCUUCAAGGCAAUUUUCAGAGUAUCAUUGCUUUAGACACCAUCUCUCUGCUCCCAGGCUUAUAGUCCAAUGCCAGCUUCUCUAUUUGAUCUGUUAUUAGACAUGAGUGUGUAAUAGACAUCUCAAAUUGAACAAGAACAGAACUUUAUUUUUACUCCAAGUCUGCUCUUUCCACGCUCCACCAUCAUCUCCCUUUUUGCUCUUUUAUCUCAGAGAAACAGACAGAGGUCGCACAAUUUUUCAUUUUAAACAGGGGUUAGGAUAGACCCUUUUGAGAAUGUGAUAUUUGAGCUAAUACUUGAUAUGCAUGUAUCUGGGGGAAGAGAGUUCCAGGCUGAUGGAACAGUUAGUGCAAAGGUCCCAGGAUGAGACGAUGCCUACCCUAGUCAAGGAAAGAGGUGAGCAUCAGUGGAGUAGUGAGUGAGGCAAAGUGCAGUAGAGGUCACGGAAGCCGUUGGGUGGGAGAGGAGGGUAGUGAAGCUCACAUGAACAUCUUACAGGCCCUCAAAAAGCCUUUGGCUUUUAAUCUUCAGUGAGAUGGAGAGCCACUGGUGUUUUUAGCAGAGAAAUUCAAUGACCUGAUUUUACCUUAACAGUAUGUCCAUUUGCUGUGUUGAGAAUAGGUAGUGGGGAUCACUUUGCCAGUGACUCCCAGACUUCAAUGCACGUUAGAAUCAUCUGGAGAGUGGCAAACUGUCCUUGUGCCCAAGUCAUAUCUCAUCCUAUUAAAUCAAAAUGUCAGGGGCGGGAGCCAGACGUUGGUCUGUUUAGAAGAUUCUUGAGUGCUUCCCAUGUGCAGCAAAGUUUGGGAACCACUGAACAAGGCCAGAGGUUGUUGUAACUCAAAUCAUGGUAGUAAGCUGUGUCUGUGGUGAAAAGUGUUCAGAUUCUGAAUAUGUUUAGAAGAUUUUAACAAUAUUUUCCACCAGAAGAGAUGUAGGAUAUAGGAUAAAGGCAGAUAUCAAUGUUAAAGAUAACACCACACCAAGGGCGGGGGACAUCAAGCCCCUGGGCCUUAUAAAGGCCCAUGAAUUCAUUUGGUCCUGCCAAGGCAAUAGCAGGCAGGACUCGAAAUUCGAUAAAUCUACAGCAGGUUAAUUUUUAAGUUGAUGAUUUUGUAUGGCCUGCAAAUGGUAUUCUAAAUAUCCAAAUAGCCCUUGGUAGAAAAAAGUUUCCCCAUAACCAAGGGAAUGGAAUGAUAUAGUUGCCAGGAGCUAAAGUGCAGAAGACUGUAGGUGGAAUGGGGUUUUGAGGGGAUUCCAGGGUGGUCUGUUUUGUAUCUGAAUUUGGGGUGCCUGGUAAGCAAAAGCUAUGAAGCAGAUAAGACUGGAAAUAACAGUCAAGAGUUAUAGGCAUACGGGAAAAGUUAAAGCUAUGAGACAGGAGGAGUGCGGAAAGAGACAAGACCAAGGACUGAACCUUGGAGAAUUCUACUAACAAGUUGGGGAGGAGGAAUAAACAAGCAGCAAAGGAGAGGGAGGAGGUGCCUCCAGGGAGAUGGCCUCCAGGGAGAGCGUGUGAUUACCUGGAGCCUGAGAGAAUGUGUGUCAAGGAGAAAGGAAUGCUAAGCUGAGUCAAAUCUGAUGGCCAAGCAAGAUGAGAGUUGAAGUGACCAGGAUCCUGGGGGACUUUGGCAAGAGCAGUUCUGGUAGAAUGCUAAGGGCGAAGGCUUGACUAGAGUCUACUUAUGAUAGUAGUGAGAAGGGAACAAUUUUGAUCCAAUGAAUUUAGACAACCCUCUUGAGGAGUUUUUUCCUAAAGAAGUUCAGGGGGAUUGGCAUUUGUUAUGAUGGUUAAGACACCAGGCCGGCGCCGUGGCUCAGUGGGCUAGUCUUCCACCUGUGGCACUGGCACACUGGGUUCUAGUCCCAGUCGGGGCGCUGGAUUCUUUCCCGGUUGCCCCUCAUCCAGGCCAGCUCUCUGCUGUUGCCCGGGAGUGCAGUGGAGGAUGGCCCAAGUGCUUGGGUCCUGCACCCCAUGGGAGCCCAGGAGAAGCACCUGGCUCCUGGCUUUGGAUCAGCGCAGUGUGCCGGCCGCAGCGGCCAUUGGAGGGUGAGCCAACGGCAAAAGGAAGACCUUUCUCUCUGUCUCUCUCACUGUCCGCUCUGCCUGUCAAACAAAACAAAACAAAACAAAAAAGACACCAGUUAGGAUGCCCAGAGUCCCUGGGUUCACUGCCUGGCUCCAGCUCCCGAUGGUCUCUUCCUGACAAUGCAGACUGUGGAGGCAGCAAUGCUAGCUCAGGAAAUUGGGUUCCUGACACCCACAUGGGAGACCUGGACUGAGUUUCCAGCUCCCAGCUUUGGCCCCCAGCUAGUCCUGCCCAUUGUUGAUAUUUGAGGAGAGAAUCAGUGGAUAGGAGCUAGUACCCUCUCCCUCUCUCUUCCUCUUUUCUCUCGAGACCUCUCUCUUUUUCUCUCUCCCUUCUUAAUAAAAUGGAAGUGAACGACAAGUUUGUGUGAUGAUAGGAAUAAUCCAGUGGUGAAUCAAAGUUUGAUGAACUAAGGGGAGGAAGUGGUCUGCUUAUUCAGUUGGAGAGAGGGAGUAGAAUCUGAUGCACAAGAGAAGGGAUUAGCUUUAAAAAAAAAACACAAAUGUUUUAAUUUAUUUUUAUUUUAUUUGAAAAAGCAGAGACCUAUAAAGAGACAGACAGGCAGGGAGAGCAUCUAUCUACUUGUCCACUCCCCAAAUGCCUGCAAUAGCCAGGCCUGAACCAGGCUAAAGGCAGAGCCCAGAACUUCAAUUCAGGUCUCCCAUAUGAGUGGCAGAGACCCCACAACUUGAGCCAUCAUUUCUCUCCUAGCAUGCACAUCAACAAGAACCUGGGAUUGGUUUUGGAGCUGAAACUCAAUCCUAGACAGGCUGAUCUAGGAUGAGGACAUUCCAAGCAGUGUCCCAACAGCUUCCCCAAGCACCUGCCCCCAAUGAUUAGCCUUUGAUGGGCAUGUGGCUAGUUGAUCUAUUAACAGACUGCAAGGCAGAGAGUGUGAUAGGUGUUUGGUGUGAUGGUGGGGCUCUAUGAAAUUUCUCUUUCAAUUGCUUCCAUGUUUUCAAACAGUUCAAUGAAAAUUCAGCCUGAUAGAAUGAUCAAAAGUCUAACAGUCCUAGUAUUCAGGUGUUCCAUAGCAGGUGCCAAGGGCUAUCAUAAAGAACCCAGGAAGUUUUAAAAUUGCUCAAAAAUAAUGUUAGUUAUUAAAUAAUUUAGUAGCACUUCUGCUUAAGAACUUGAGUACAGUUAACUGCUGAGGCACAGAAAUCACCAGUAGAGGGAGAACUAAGCGCACGUGACAGGCAUUGAUGUCUGAGGGAAGAGAUUGUGCAAAUAGGCCCUGUUGGCAAGUUAGUUUCAGUUCCACUGUGUACGUGUGGCUUUACCACUGUGUCCAGAAGGGCUGUAGACCCAGCUGGUUCCAAACAUCUGUGCCAAGACAGAGAAGCCAUCUCCUUUGUGGACUCCUGGAACUGAAGCCUAAAACGUUUCUUUUGCCUAUCUAGUGACACCUGGCCAGUUCUCCUAAGUGGACAGGAGGAAGAGUUCGCCUAAGAAGAGAUGGCAGAAAUUGGGGAUUUGGUGGAUCAGGAGCCACACCCAGUAGAUGAUGACUUAAUUAGAGAGCCAAUGAAAAAAAGGCGGCGACUGGAUCGAGACCGGCGGUUCCGAGCGUUUCCCUCGCUGGAGCAAAGUGCCUUUAAGGAGUAUGAAAGAUUGGAGUCCAGGACCAGACGGGUUUUGAGCAACACUUAUCAGAAACUUAUUCAGUCUGUCUUCUUGGAUGACAGCAUUCCUAGUGGAGUCAAGUAUCUCAUAAAUAGGCUUCUUGCCUUGAUUGAAAAGCCUUCACUGGACCCAAUCUACGUUGGAUUAUUUGGGAGCACAGGGGCUGGGAAGAGCUCCCUAAUCAAUGCCAUCAUCCAGCAAGCCAUGUUUCUACCAGUGUCUGGAGAGAGUACAUGUACUUCGUGUAUUGUGCAAGUGAGCUCAGGCUACUGUGAGCAGUAUGAGGCUAAAAUCCACCUUCUUUCUGACCAGGAGUGGAAGGAGGAGCUUAAAAACUUGACUAAACUCCUGCACAGGACAGAGGACCUGAGUGGAGAAGAGGCAGAUGCAUGGGACAAGGAUGAUGAUGCCAUGGAGGAAGCCAUGUGUAAGCUACAAGUGGUGUAUGGAAUGGGGGCAGAAAAUAAGAGUUACAAGGAGUUACUGAGGGCAAAGCCCAAAGCGAAGAUUCCCACCUCCAGAAUCAUCACCCUCAAGGCAGAAGAGGCGGGAGAGCUGUCUGUCAAAUUGGACCCUUUCAUUCGGACUCAGCGGAGAGGCUGGGAUGGAGAACUACCUGAGACACAAAUCUGGCCCUUGAUCAAACAUGUGGAAGUGACUCUUCCUAAAUCUGAGCUGAUUCCAGAAGGUGUCGUAUUGGUGGAUAUUCCAGGCACAGGCGACUUCAACAGCAAGAGGGACGAGAUAUGGAAAAAGACCAUCGAUAAAUGCUCCGUGAUCUGGGUGAUCAGCGACAUAGAAAGAGUUUCUGGGGGCAGAGCCCACGAAGACCUUCUGAAUGAGAGCAUCAGAGCCUGCCAGCGGGGCUUCUGUACAGACGUUGCCCUGGUGAUCACCAAGACUGACAAACUCCACCUGCCAGAAUAUCUGAGGGAAAGAAAGAUGGGAAAUCAAACUAUUCCAAGUCAGCGAGAGGCUGUUCUAGAAAGAAAUGAAAUGAUAAAACUACAAAGGAAUCGAAUUCUCAAAGAAAAACUGAAAAGAAAACUGCCAGCAGACUCCAGGGUUCUUCAAGCCUCAGAUCUGGUGUACACGGUCAGCGCGCAGGAGUACUGGCAAGGGGCUUUCCUCACCGAGGAAGAAACUGAAAUCCCCAAGUUAAGAGAAUACAUCCGGAAAAGGCUCCUGGACAAGAAGAGGAGGCUGGUGACCAAGUACGUUACUGAAGCCUUUGGCCUGUUGCUCCUCAUAGACAGCCUCAGCUCCACAGAACGCCUGCUGAAUGAACACUUGCACAUGAGUGGCCUGCGGAGAUUUGUGGAAGAGAAGAUGGAGUUGCUGGAGAAGGCCAUCGAGCAGUGCUUUGCCCACAUGGAGCAGCCUCUGCGAGAAGGCGUCAGGAUAGCCAGGGCUUCGUGCCGGCACAUCCUGGGGGCCUUCCUCGUGAGGAGUAAAGGAAACCAAGGUUUUCACCAGACUCUGAAAGCCGUUUGCUUGAAGAAUGGCAUCUAUGCCUCGCGGACCCUGCCAAGGAUUGACCUGAACGAAGCCAUCACGCAGCCUCUCUAUGACCAGAUCGACCCUGUGUUUGGAGGCAUUUUCAGAGCUGGGACGCCCAGCGGCUCGGCUCUGCUGCCUCACAUCGAUGCUUUUAAGUGCUCCCUGCAGCAGAAAAUGAUGGAAAUCAGCAUAAGAAACGGCUGGAAAUAUGAUCGCUGCAAAAACAGUUUCCUGAUCCAGGAGAUCAGUGCCAUGCUGGGCGGCCUGGAGGGCCACAUCUUCAGAAGGAAAAGGAAGCUCUAUGAGUCUCUCACCACCUCUGUUCAGAACGACCUGAAGCCCUGUUAUGAAGAGGCAGCUCACAUCACCGGCAAAAAAGCGUGCGAGAGAAUGAAGGAUGUCAUCAGAAGGGGUGUGGACCGGCAGGUGGCUGAGGGCAUGUUUGAAAGGGCUCAAGAAAGAAUGCAGCACCAAUUCCAGCAACUGAAGAAUGGGAUCAUGGAGAAGGUGAAGGGCAGCGUCGCCACCGUGCUCACCCUUGCUUCAUCUCAGGGACACGGGCUCUACAAGGAGCUGGCAGAUGUCAAGAGUGAAUACAAGGAGAUGGAAAAGCUGCACAGGAGCCUGAGGGAGGCGGCCGAGAACGCGGUGCUGAGGAGGGGCAUGCAGAGUUUCCUCCUGCAGCUGUCCCCCUGCAAAGCCAGCCCCCACAAAGCGUAACUUACAUUCCUGGAGCCCGGUGACCAAGGGAUAGAAAGGAAACCUGGAGCCCAGGAAUCAGAAUUACUUUGUUGAUGUGGAAUCAAGAGCAUUUCCCAGCAAGUUGAGCUUCUGUGUGAGGUAAAACUCAACACAUUGUUACUUCUGGUGUAAUAAUUUUAUAGCAAAAAAAAAAAAAAAAAAAAAAAAAAACCAAAAAAAAAACAAAAAAAAAAAAAAACAAAAAAACAAACAGACAUCGAGACUCCUUAAUGGAAAUGUAAAGCUUCAGGGGCAAGCACCUUGUGCUUUCCCAAAGAAAACUAUUUAUAAAUGCCACAACACAUGAACAUGAGAACGAAAAAGUGCAAAAAAAUUCAAAGAGACCCAGCUGUAUUUGUACAGAAACAAUGCUUUGGGGAAGGGGGCAAGGUUGUGCCACACAAACAGAAAGCCACGCGGACAUGGGACCCCACCUCACUACUUCUCAGGGGCAUUAGCUAACAUCCGUGCUUUUACAGUCUUUUUUUCUGCAAGGAAAAUUUUUAAAAUUUAUAUAAAGGAAAAAUAUUUCAUGUAUUUGAUAUAUACUGUUUUAAGAGCAUAGUGAUACUUCUCUCUCUCCCUCCCUCCUCCUCCCUUUCUUAUUUUUCUUUUAAGUUUUGAGAUGACAUACUUUCUAUUUACUUUAUAAUCACAAGCUUAACUCUCCACCAAAUAAAGAACGCCUGGCUGGCGCUGUGGCAUAGCUUGUUAAUCCUCCGCCUGUGACACCAGCAGCCCAUAUGGGUGAUGGUUUGAGACCCGGCUGCUCCUCUUCUGAUCCAGUCCCUUGCUAAUGUGCCUGGGAAAGCAGCAGAGGAUGGCCCAAGUGUUUGGGCCCCUGCACCCAUGUAGGAGACCCAGAUGAAAUUCCUGGCUCCUGGCUUUGGAUUGGUCCAGCUCUGGCCGUUGUGGCCAUUUGGGGAGUGGAGCAGCCAAUAGAAGACCUCUCUCUCUCUCUCUCUCUCUCUCUCUCUCUCUUUUCCUUUCUCUGUCUCUACUCCUCUCUCUCUAAUUCUGCCUUUUAUUUUGAAAUAAGUAAAGAUAAAAAUAUUUUUAAAAAAUUAAAAAUUCAACAAAUAGUAGAAAAACCGCUGUUCCUUGGGAGUAUAGACAGGGGCUAGAAACAGUAAUCAAAUCUCAAAAUGUCAAUUUCAUUCAUAUACAAUACAUUUUUUGUACUCAACACCUUUUUUAAAAAAAUAUUUAUUUAUGUAUUUGAAAGUCAGAGGGGUCGGUGCUGUGGUGUAGUGGGUAAAGCUGCUGCCUGCAGUGCUGGUAUCCCAUGUGUGCUCUGGUUUGAGUCCUGGCUGCUCCACUUCCAAUCCAGCUCUCUGCAAUGGCCUGGGAAAGCAGUGGAAGAUGGCCCAAGUCCUUAGGGCCCUGCUCCUGGCUCCUGGCUUCAGACUGGUGCAGCUCUGGCCAUGUGGCAAUCUGGGGAAUGAACCAGCAGAUGGAAAAUAUCUCUCUCUCUCUCUCUCUCUCUUUCUCUGCUUCUCCUUCUCUCUGUGUGUAACUCUGUCAAAUAAAUAAAUAAAUCUUUAACAACAACAACAAGAAGAGUUAUAGAGAGGGGGAGAGAGAGAGAAAUAGAGAUCUUCCAUCUGCUGGUUCACUCCCCAAAUGACCACAAUGGCUGGGGUUGGGCCAGGCCAAAGCUGGAAGCCAGGAGCUACUUCCAGGUCUCUCACAUGAGUCUAAGUACCCAAGCACUUGAGCCAUCUUCAGCUGCUUUCCCAGGUGCAUUAGCAGGAAGCUGGAUUGAAAGUGGAGCAGCCAGGACUUGAACUGGCGCCUGUAUGGGAUGCCAGCACCACAGGCAGCAGCUUUAACCCACUAUGCCACAGUGCUGGCCCCAUACUCAACACUCUUAAAAAUUAUUGAGGACCUCAGAACAGCCCUUAAGGCAUUCAGAUCCAGCUAAAAAGCCCAUGAAAGUUUCUCAGGUAUGGAAAGCCAAGACAUUGUGGCAAUAAAAUAAAAUAAAAUAAAAUAACCUAAAUGAAAGAUCUCUGUGAGUGAGAUCCCAGCGGAAAAAAACGGGCCAUCAAAAAAUGAGGUACCUUUCUCUGAAGGGAGGAGAGAACUUCCACUUUGAUUACGGCCUUGUUAAAUAAGGUCGGAGUUUGUGAACUCAAGAGGCUUCCAUAGCCUUGGCAGCUCAUGACAAGAGCCUCGGGUGAUUACUGACGCCAUAAACAAGAGCUUCAAUUGUUAAAUCAACAACGGGAGUCACUGUACUCUUGCUCCCCAUGUAGGAUCUCUGUCCUUAAUGUGUAGAACUAUGCGAAUUAAUGGUAAAACUAGUACUCAAAUAGUACUUUAUACUUUGUGUAUCUGUGUGGGUGAAACUGUUGAAAUCUUUACUUAGUAUAUACCAAGUUGAUCUUCUGUAUAUAAAGAUAAUUGAAAAUGAAUUUUGAUGUGAAUGGGAUGGGAGAGAGAGUGGGAGAUGGGAUGGUUGUGGGUGGGAGGAAGGUUAUAGGGGGAAAACCACUAUAAUCCAAAAGUUGUACUUUUGAAAUUUAUAUUUAUUAAAUAAAAGUUUAAAAAAUUAUUGAGGACCCUGAAAAAAUUUUGUUUAGCUGUGUUAUAGCUAUUGAUAUUCAUUGUAUUCAAAAUUAAAACAAAAAAUUUAAAUAAUUAUUUACCAAUUAUUUU
Oryctolagus cuniculus (rabbit) is the source of this 10081-nucleotide messenger RNA. It is a transcript of the gene NUGGC, whose product is annotated as nuclear GTPase, germinal center associated. The record is from RefSeq and is a predicted model, not a curated record. NCBI's taxonomy places the organism in Eukaryota, Metazoa, Chordata, Mammalia, Lagomorpha, Leporidae. Gene Ontology annotation, molecular function: GTPase activity.